Molecule: messenger RNA, 1588 nt
Organism: Archocentrus centrarchus (flier cichlid)
Lineage: Eukaryota; Metazoa; Chordata; Actinopteri; Cichliformes; Cichlidae
Gene: ckmt2a
Product: creatine kinase, mitochondrial 2a (sarcomeric)
Exons: 10
Coding region: 109-1362 (417 amino acids)
Biological process (GO): phosphocreatine biosynthetic process
Cellular component (GO): mitochondrion
Molecular function (GO): creatine kinase activity
Source: RefSeq, a predicted model, not a curated record
GUCGUGUGAAAGGAGAGUGAAAAGCUCUUUAACAAGAGACCCUCAGCAAGAAGGCAGCAGCUUUUCUGCAGUCAUUUUGCUACCGAGAGUUACUCAACUAGCAGAGAGAUGGCAAGCUCUUUCACGCGCCUGAUCUCCAGCCGCAAUGCGGCUGUGCUGUUGGCCAGCCUGGGUGCAGGAACAGUAACUACUGGAUACUUCCUCAGUGAAGACAGUUCUCUAGCUGCCGAGGCAAGGAAGAAGCUUUACCCUCCCAGCUCUGAUUUCCCUGACCUGAGGAAACACAACAACUGCAUGGCCUCUGCUCUUACUCCAGCCGUUUAUGCCAAACUGAGGGAUAAAGUCACCCCCAACAACUGGACGUUGGACCAGUGCAUCCAAACUGGAGUUGACAACCCCGGACACCCUUUCAUCAAGACAGUGGGCUGUGUGGCUGGUGACGAAGAGAGCUAUGAGGUGUUUAGUGAGCUCUUUGACCCUGUCAUCAAAGACAGGCAUAAUGGCUACGACCCCAGAACCAUGACACAUCCCACUGACCUGGAUGCCUCCAAGAUAACCCAUGGCAUGUUUGAUGAGAAUUAUGUUCUUUCAUCGCGUGUGCGGACUGGACGCAGUAUCCGCGGCCUUAGCCUCCCUCCAGCCUGUUCGAGGGCUGAGCGCCGCGAGGUGGAGAGGGUGGCUGUGACAGCCCUAGCUGGUCUUAAGGGAGAACUGGCUGGACGCUACUACAGCCUAGGAGACAUGACAGAAAAGGAGCAGCAGCAACUCAUUGAUGACCACUUCCUCUUUGACAAGCCUGUCUCUCCACUGUUGACAUGUGCCUUUAUGGCCAGAGACUGGCCAGACGCUAGGGGCAUCUGGCACAACAAUGAGAAAACCUUUCUCAUCUGGGUGAAUGAGGAGGACCACACCAGAGUCAUCUCCAUGGAGAAGGGCGGCAACAUGAAGAGAGUGUUUGAGAGGUUCUGCAGUGGACUCAAACAGGUGGAACGGCUCAUCCAGGAGAGAGGGUGGGAAUUCAUGUGGAAUGAACAUCUGGGCUACAUUCUCACGUGUCCUUCCAACCUGGGCACUGGCCUCAGGGCGGGUGUGCAUGUACGCCUGCCCAAGCUGAGCAAGGACCCACGAUUCAGCAAAAUCCUUGACAACCUACGGCUGCAGAAACGCGGCACAGGGGGAGUCGACACAGCCGCCACCGGCGAUACCUUUGACAUUUCCAACCUCGACCGUCUGGGGAAAUCCGAGGUGGAGCUGGUCCAGCUGGUGGUCGAUGGGGUCAACUACCUGAUUGAGUGUGAGAAAAAGCUGGAAAAAGGCCAGGACAUCAAAAUCCCAGCUCCCAUUGUUCAGUUUAGGAAAUGAAAACUGAACUCCUCUGUGCCAUAAGGAUCAGUCAUCUGAUCAGUGCUCUGAUGGAGCCGACUAGAGAACCUGAGAGCGACAUCCAUCAGCUGUUACAGAGGACGCGUUCUCCUGACGUCUCCUACAGAGUGCAUAACUUUAAGAUAAAUCAUCUCAGAAAUGUUCUGAAUUUAGAGGGAAACUCUACCUCAAGAUAGUUGUAACCCCAAUUUCAAUUAAAAAACUA